AUGACGAAAGCAGUAAAUGCCGGCUGGAAGCUGGAUAGUGAUGAUAGAGCGUGCUAUAUCGAGGUGGACGAGGAUGAAGCGUACGAGAACGAUACCGUUGCCCGGCCGGAUGAGAACGAUUCCAAAAAUGAUGACCCGGACCAUGGAUGGACGCAGUGGAGUAAUUUACCGGAUCAUAUUCUCGAGCGCAUCUUCUCCCAUCUCACCAUCAAGGAGCGGUACUACGCGAGCCUGACCUGCUACGGAUGGUACAGAGCGUUCUAUCUGCCGCACGUGUGGUCUAACUUUCUGGUCGAGGAUGCGACGCUCGGCCGGAUGAGAUACAACUACUACUCCGGCUGGCAGCCCGUACUCGAUCACUCGCGCCUCCAGAGCUGCCUCCUGUCCGUGGGCCAUCUCAUACGCGGACUUGACUUCCGGCCGCAAGUCAGCUUCAACAACAUGUUCCAGUUCAUGUCGCUCAUCUCGUGGGCCAUGGAGCAGAACGCACGGACCACCGGGUGCCCGCGCGAAUGGGUCGGCUGCGGUUCGCGCAUCCGUUCGCUCAAUUACCUGUUCCCGUGCAAUAUGGCCCUCAGCGAGGAUCCCGAGUCAAUCAAGCUGUUCGGCACGGGCGGUCAGCUGCUGGCCGCACUCAAGCGGCUCAUGCUUUGCCUCACCAAUCUGCAGUCACUCUCGCUGGUUGACCUCAUACUGGAACGGUACGAAGCGAACCAUCUGCUGGACGAGGUGCUCGAGUCCUGCUGUCUGGUGCUGCGCCGUCUCUGCCUCGUCAACGUCACCUCCCUCCACUGUCCCAUCAUGCACAUCGGACUGUUUCUCAAUCUACAGAUACUGGAAGUCUCGCCGCAGAACGUUGACGACGACGUACUGACACUGUUGGCCGAUUCCAAGGUGAAACAUCUUACCCUGCUGCAGAACCGCUACACACCGCCUGCCCUUGCCAUCAGUCCGUGCUCCGCGAAGGCUUGGCUGACGGUUCGACGGGAUAAUCCGAAGCUGCGGGUUCACCUGCGCGUCGAGUCCACCACCAACGCGGUGAUCCUGCUGCAGCCCGAGGCACCGGUCGCCAGCAUGAUUUAUCAGACGCCCAAAACAAUGAUUACUUCGGACCAGCUGGUAGCGGCCGUUGAUGCUUACAAGUACACGCUUACCGUUUACGGACACGAACAGCUACCGGCGGUAGAGUCACCACUGGACGGAGAGUUCCAGGAACGUCCGGACAGCCUGCUGGUACUGCUCGCACGCUCCUGCCCGGGAUUGAAUGCACUGAUGGUACGUGAGUGCAUCUCCACCGCCACAAUUCUAUUGAUUGCUAAAUCGGCCCAAAAUCUGCGUCAUCUCUACAUCAACCGGGCACAGGUCAGAUUGGGCUGCGAUUGGCCCCGAAGUCCCGAUUGGACGGACGAGUUCUACGAAUGGUUGCAGACCACGGCCGGCUCGCUGGAAGCUACCGAACGCGAGGUGUCCCGCAUACUAGACCACCCAUACUGGCAUCUGCUAUCCGUGGAACAGUUCCAGAUGGCUUCACUGAUGCGACAUGUAGCUUUUUGA
This is a messenger RNA of Anopheles marshallii, 1554 nucleotides long. RefSeq lists its product as uncharacterized. The record is from RefSeq and is a predicted model, not a curated record. NCBI's taxonomy places the organism in Eukaryota, Metazoa, Arthropoda, Insecta, Diptera, Culicidae. Bases 1 to 1554 code for a protein of 517 amino acids. Gene Ontology annotation, molecular function: protein binding. The transcript has 6 exons.